AUGGAUUUUGUACCAAGACUGAGCAGCGUUUUGAUUUUGGUGCUCUCUGGUUUGUGGCAUUUAGGAUUAACAGCGACAAAUUACAAUUGUGAUGAUCCAUUGGCAUCCUUCCUGUCAUUAAGAGCUUUCAUCAGCUCCUCAGAUCUCACUGGACGUUUCAGCCCAGCUCAACUCAACUGGAGAAUGGGAACUGGUGGUUGGUCGCCAGCAGAUUCCGAUGCCCAACCAUGGCUACAGAUUGACCUUGGAAAUAGAGUGGAGAUUACAGCAGUGGCCACACAGGGAAGAUAUGGGAGCUCUGACUGGGUGACAAGCUAUCACCUGAUGUUCAGCGACAGUGGGCACAACUGGCAACAUUACAAACAAGAAGACAGCAUCUGGACAUUUGUAGGAAACAUGAAUGCCGACAGUGUGGUUCACCACAAACUGCUGCACCCCAUGAGAGCCCGCUUUGUUCGCUUUGUGCCCCUGGAGUGGAAUCCAGAUGGAAAGAUUGGCAUGAGAGUGGAAGUCUAUGGAUGCUCCUACAGAUUGGAUGUUGCUGACUUUGAUGGCCAGAGUUCACUACUAUAUAGGUUCAAUCAGAAGACAAUGAGCACCAUCAAAGAUGUGAUCUCUCUUAAGUUCAAGAGCAUGCAACGUGAUGGGGUUCUGUUCCAUGGGGAAGGACAACGUGGAGACCACAUCACCCUAGAGCUCCAUAAGGGCAGACUAGCCUUAUACCUGAACCUGGAUGGCAGCAAAGCCCGGGUCAGCAGCAAUGAACCCUCGGCCAUCCUGGGUAGUCUUCUGGAUGACCAGUACUGGCACUCAGUUCUCCUAGAGCGUGUGGGGAAGCAGGCAAACUUCACCGUGGACAGGAACAAGAAGUACUUCCGGAUCAAGGGUGAGACCGAUUCCCUGGACAUAGACUAUGAGCUCAGUUUUGGAGGAAUUCCCGUACCAAGCAAACCUGGGACCUUUUUAAAGAAAAACUUCCAUGGCUGUAUUGAAAAUCUUUACUACAAUGGAGUGAACAUAAUUGACUUGGCUAAAAGGCGCAAGCAUCAGAUCUACUCAGGCAAUGUCACAUUUUCUUGCUCAGAACGACAAAUUGUCCCCAUCACAUUUGUCAACUCCAAGAGCAGUUAUUUACUUUUGUCUGGCACUCCCCGAAUUGAUGGUCUGUCAGUGAGUUUCCAGUUUCGAACAUGGAAUGAGGAUGGUCUGCUUCUGUCCACAGAGCUGUCUGAAGGCUCAGGGACACUGCUGCUCAUCCUGGAGAGUGGAACUUUGAGGCUCCUGAUUAAGAAAUUAGCAGGACAUGGAACUGAAAUCAUUACAGGCAGUGGUUUAAAUGAUGGCCUGUGGCAUUCUGUCAGCAUCAAUGCCAGGAGAAAUCGUGUUACUCUCACACUGGAUAAUGAUGCUGCAUCCCUGCCUCCAGACACCUCCUGGUUACAGAUCUAUUCUGGAAAUAGUUACUACUUUGGAGGGUGCCCUAGCAAUCUCAACGAUUCCCAAUGCUUAAACCCCAUUAAGGCUUUCCAAGGCUGCAUGAGACUCAUCUUUAUUGAUAACCAGCCCAAGGACCUCAUUUCAGUUCAGCAAGGUUCCCUGGGGAGUUUUAGUGAUUUACACAUUGAUCUGUGUAGCAUCAAAGACAGGUGUUUGCCAAACUACUGUGAACAUGGAGGACACUGUGCCCAGACCUGGACUACCUUCUACUGCAAUUGCAAUGACACUGGUUACACAGGAGCUACUUGUCAUGACUCCACCUAUGAGCAAUCCUGUGAGGUAUACAGACACAGAGGGAACCCAUCUGGGUUUUUCUAUGUUGACUCUGAUGGCAGUGGACCACUGCAACCACUCCAGGUGUACUGCAAUAGUACUGAGGAUAAGAUCUGGAUGACUAUUCAGCACAACAACACAGAGCUGACUCAAGUACAGGGUUUUAAUAUGGAGAAGCCUUAUUCUAUGACCUUAAAUUAUGGUGGCAGUAUGGACCAGCUGGUGGCUCUGAUUGAUGGCUCAGAAUACUGUGAACAGGAGGUGACAUACCACUGCAAGAGAUCUCGCCUGCUUAACAGACCAGAUGGAGCCCCACUCACCUGGUUGAUUGGGAGGUCCAAUGAAAGGGACCCCUACUGGGGAGGUUCUGUUCCUGGAGUCCAGCAGUGUGGAUGUGGGCUGGAGGAGAGCUGCCUCGACAGUCGACACUUUUGCAAUUGUGAUGCUGACACAGAUGAAUGGGCAAUCCAUACUGGCUUUCUUUCCUUCAAAGAUCACUUGCCUGUAACUCAGAUAAUCAUCACUGACACAAACAGAUCAAACUCAGAAGCUGCUUGGAGAAUUGGCCCUUUGCGUUGCUAUGGUGACCGACACUUCUGGAAUGCUGUCUCAUUUUCUACUGAAGCUUCUUACCUCCACUUUCCUGCCUUCCGCGUGGAAUUCAGCACUGACAUUUCCUUCUUUUUUAAAACAACUGCUUUAUCUGGAGUUCUCAUAGAAAAUCUUGGCAUUAAAGAGUUCCUCCGACUUGAAAUCACGUCUCCUUCCGAAAUCACAUUUGCCAUUGAUGUUGGGAAUGGCCCCACUGAACUCCUUGUCCAGUCUCCUUCUCCUCUGAAUGACAACCAAUGGCAUUACAUCUUGGCUGAGAGAAACCUUAAGGAGACCUUAUUGCAGGUGGACAACCUUCCUCGGAGUAUGAGAGAGACCUCAGAAGGAGGCCAUUUCCAAGUUGGGCUGAAUAGCCAAUUGUUUGUAGGAGGAACAUUAUCAAGGCAAAAAGGCUUCCUUGGAUGUAUCCGUUCCCUACAAUUGAAUGGGCAGAAAAUAGAUCUGGAGGAGAGGGCAAAGGUAACCUCUGGAGUCAAACCUGGCUGUCCAGGUCACUGUAGCAGCUAUGGAAGCAACUGCAACAAUGGGGGGAAGUGUGUGGAGAAGGAUAGUGGCUACUCCUGUGACUGUACCAACUCACCAUAUGAAGGACCUUUCUGCCAGAAAGAGAUUUCAGCUCUUUUUGAUUCUGCCACCUCUAUUACAUACAUGUUUCAAGAACUACACCUGGUGACCAAGAACACAAACACCUCAUCUUCAGCUAUCUACACAGAUACAGCUCCAUCCAAAGAAACCAUCAUGCUGCGUUUUGUGACAGCACAAGCUCCGACCCUCUUGCUCUACCUCAAUUUCUCUUCUCAGAGUUUUUUUAGUAUCCUGCUCUCCAGGAAUGGAAGUUUACAGAUUCAUUAUCGACUAGGCAAGGGAGAAAGUCACAUGUUCAUCAUCAGCGUAGAGAAUCUGGCCAACAGAAGAGUGCACCAGGUGAAGAUGAGACGAGAUGGGUCAGAACUUUCCAUUCAGAUGGACCAGCAACGCUUCACCUAUAAGUUCUCCCCAGAAGUGGAGUUCCAGACAGUGAGGUCACUCAUCCUAGGCAAAGUCACAGAGACUCUUGGGAUGGAUCCACAAGUUGCUAUAGCAAACUCCUUGGGUUUUAUUGGAUGCCUUUCUUCAGUCCAAUACAAUCACAUAGCACCACUGAAGGCAGCCCUCCGCCAUGAUAGCAUUGCACCUGUGACUGUCCAAGGGACCUUGAGAGAAUCCAGCUGUGGCUUCAUGGUAGACUCUGAUGUGAAGGCAGUGACCACUGUGUAUUCUUCAUCAGAUCCCUUUGGAAAGAGAGAUGAGCGUGAUCCACUCACAAAUGCAGUACAAAGUGACUCUGCAGUCAUUGGAGGUGUCAUAGCAUUGGUGACAUUUAUCACUUUUUGUGUCAUUGGAAUCAUGACUCACUUCCUCUAUCAGCACAAGCAAUCGCACCAUAUCAGUCACACGAAGAAAGAAUACCCAGAAAACUUGGAGACUUCCUUUAGAAAUAAUAUUGACUUGGAAAACACAACCAGCAAGUGCAAGCGGGAAUACUUUAUAUGAGACACUACAGAAUUGUUUGGUCCUUUUUAUUGUGGAGGUUCCCUUUCUA
Molecule: messenger RNA, 3964 nt
Organism: Grammomys surdaster
Lineage: Eukaryota; Metazoa; Chordata; Mammalia; Rodentia; Muridae
Product: contactin-associated protein like 5-3-like
Exons: 24
Coding region: 1-3915 (1304 amino acids)
Source: RefSeq, a predicted model, not a curated record